Molecule: messenger RNA, 921 nt
Organism: Triticum turgidum subsp. durum (durum wheat)
Lineage: Eukaryota; Viridiplantae; Streptophyta; Magnoliopsida; Poales; Poaceae
Source: the annotation of a GenBank genome assembly
AUGUCUCCAGUAGCUGGCACAAACGGAGGAGCAUUUGGCGGUGCUAAAACAAAGGCCGUUUUCGUGGCAAUAGUUGUCUUAUUUGCCAGAACCGCUCAGGGGGAGGAGAUCGCAUGGGAGCAUGACGUUCUGACUCAAGAGCACACGGAGCUGCUCGAUACAUGGCACAACCAUGUCAUCGAAACUGUCGAAGAAGGGUUCCGCAUGAAAGUCGGCGACCUUUGCGAUGUCAUGGCUCCGCAGCGGGAGCCUGAAGACAAGGAGACGGUGCCGCCGGCCACCUGGAUCAAACCCACACUGAAGGGGCGAGGGAACGACAAGGUCACGUUAUGGUUCGCCAACGACAAUCUCUACUUCCUCGCCUCCAAUAAUUUGACGAACCAGCUCCAUACGUCAAAAGGGUACGAUGCCAUAUUUGUCGAGCCGUUUUAUCCACUUUCCUUUGGCCCAAGCUAUAAGGACCUCAUGGGAGUACACAAAGGACCCGAUGGAAAGAACAUACCUUCCCAUAAGUUUCUAGUUGACGUUCCACUUGGGAAAGAGUCGCUGCUAGAUGCGAUUCACGUCCUCUCGUCCUACGACUCUUCUUCAACUUCAAUCCCUGUCGGCGACCUAAAAAUAGCAAUGGCCCAAAUUAUACUCAUGGGACCGGAAUCCUUACGAUUCCGUCCCGUACGCGACGCAUAUAUUCUGCAAUGGGGGAGGGGAGAAAUAUACUUGACUGAGGAGGUGACAGAUUAUUUGGUUAAGUGGUCAGAGAUUAGUAAAGUAUUGGUGUGGUGGGAAUGGGCGGGCAGGAGAGAUUUUUGGGUUCCCAAGGAGGCUGGGGAGUUGGCCGACGAACUUGACAUCGAGUCUCCGGAGGAGGCGCUCGGAUUAGUAGACUUACUACUUCGACCUGAGCCUAGAAGAAUCAGGUAG